GCAGGGAUGACCACGGAGGAUUCCUUCGACGAGAGGGGCUGCCACUGCGAUGUUACGGUGGAGGAUCUGUCGGCUCCGCUCAAGGCCGUCAUCAGAGCUGUCAGGAUCAUGAAGUUUCACGUUGCAAAGAAGAAGUUCAAGGAGACGUUGCGUCCCUACGACGUGAAGGACGUCAUCGAGCAGUACUCUGCGGGACACUUGGACAUGCUCUGUCGCAUCAAGAGCCUUCAGACCAGACUUGACAAAGUAGUGGGUCCCCCUGCGAGGCCCUUCAGCAGCCGCGCCAAGACCUUUUCUGCUCCUUCCCUGCAUUUAUAUUACAGCCAAGCGCGGAGGAAACAGACUGCGCCGGGGGUGGAUCAGAUCCUGGGAAAAGGCCAGAUUCCUGUGGAUAAGAAGAUGAGGGAUAAACUGAACCCGGAUGGGGACUCUCUGGAGGGCAUGAGCAUGCUGGGACGUGUCUGUAAGGUGGAGAGACAGGUGACUUCCAUCGAAUCAAAGUUGGAUUCGUUGCUGGACGUCUACCGCCAAGUUCUGCAGAAAGGUUCCUCGGCCCUCACCCUCUCCUCCCUGCCCCUGUUCGAGCUGAACCGGCACCACAACUUGGACUACCAGAACUCCAUCAUCGGCAGGGACCUCCCCUCCCCGCAGGGAGUCGACCCCGUUCGAGGCGGAGGAGAUAACAAUGGGGGCAUACGCCGUUCCCAUAGCGGCAACCCCAGAGGCCUGCGGCUCAUCCUGGCACCCGCCGAUGAUGACGCACCCCCGGACUCAGCACCUCCAUCUUACCCCCCCUCCACGGCCUCACUCUCUCCGUCACCACUGCUGCCACCUGAUAGCCCAUACCCAACCUUGGUCACACCCAAUGGCAGCUCCAAAAGAGCACACUUCCCCGACCUGCCGCCCCCACCUCCCUCAACUGGAGGCUUCACCCUCCAGCUGCCCCCCAUGGCUCACCCCUCUCACCUGCGAUGUUCCGCUGACUCUGUCCCAGAUGAUGUGUCAGUUGAAGUGACGGCAGACAAAGAGAGCCUGGGCCCGUCUGUUGUGGUGGGAUCCGACGUGGAUGCUGACCAGGAGGAGGACAGUGAGGCCGGCUCUGCCCGGGGGAGGGUGCAGCUGAGGGAGAAGCCUGGCUUGAAAUCUGAGGGGGUGUGGAGGAGGCACAUGAGCCUGGAGGUGAACCCCCUGCUGCUGCUCUCGUCGAGCCCAGACGGGAGAUCUUCAGACUGGGAAGGCAGUCUGGGGAAAUCCCUCUCCGCGCAUAACCUCAGCCAGCCUUUGAGCAGCCGUGCCUCUGGUCUCUCCUCAGCACUCAACAACAGCAGCAGCAGCAACGGUAGCGAGCGGGGCAAUGCCCACCAUGAUGAACUUAGCAACUGGGACGGAACUGAAUUCUUCAUUAGUGAGUGCAAGCUGGAGCCUGCAGGAGAACAUUUCAACUUCCUGUCCCAGGGACCUGACAGCAGCCCCUCCGACCUUUUACAGACUGUGGACGAUGCUGCACCGCACCCCAAGGGAAAUUCAGAUUUUCUCAGUCAGUCUCCACACAUACAGCUGGCAUAACCACACACACACAUACACACACACACACACACACACACACUGACACUGUAUGCACAUGAUUGUGAGAUUAAUUACGUGUGGACAUUGUUUUUAUAUUUUGUCCAACAUGAUCAUGUCCACUUUCAUACACAUUCUAUCAGGUUAUAAACCGUAUUAUAUACAUUUAUGGGGUUCUAACAGUAACAUUAACAAAGAGGAAACAAUAAUAGUCUAAUAAAAGUAUGUGUAGAAUAUGAAUGCAAGUGGACAAACUCAUGUAGGACAAAAUACACAAACGGUUCACAAAUGCUCGUGACUUUUCUAUUAAAGAAAUAGAUUUGCUCUUUAUCUAAAGAUAUGGAAAAUCAACUACAUACGAAAAAGAUAAAAAAAUAAUAUUUUUCAUAUUCAAAAUCUUAUACAAAAAAGAUCUUAUUUAAGUUUGACCUGACAUUCACGAAAUUGACAUUCAAGAAAUUAAGUGUGGAUACAGAUCGAAUCAUUUGGAGCCAGAGUCUGUGCAGCAGUGUGGAGUCUCAGACGUAAAUCAUGACCUUAAAUGACAGAAACCAUCUUUGGUAAUAACAAAUUUGAAUGCGGACAAUUCAUUUCUAUUGGUCCAUGUCCCGUCCACUAACAUGGAGUGUAUCUAAUAAUCUGAGUUCAGUUUUUGGGGCUUGUCAUGUCGUCCAAUUCUAUAUAUAGUCAGUGUUUGCGAGCCACAAAAGUGGGAUGUUAUUUAAACAUGAAAUAGCUUCUGCAAAUCAUGUCGACCACUUCUUUCUUGAAAACAGUACACACACACACACACACACACACACACACA
This is a messenger RNA of Paralichthys olivaceus (Japanese flounder), 2371 nucleotides long. Lineage: Eukaryota; Metazoa; Chordata; Actinopteri; Pleuronectiformes; Paralichthyidae. The record is from RefSeq and is a predicted model, not a curated record.